CGGACUUACUUCCCGGCCGGAGCUCUGUUGGCGACACCGCGUAUCCCCGUUAAGUUACGAUGAGUACUUCGGAGUCUUUGGACCGAAUGGAGCUGUGCGAGAGCCUCUUGACUUGGAUCCAGACAUUUGGAGUGGAAGCUCCAUGCAAGACAGUGGAAGAUCUGACGAGUGGCGUCGUCAUGGCCCAGGCGCUACAGAAAAUAGAUUUAACAUAUUUCAAUGAGAGCUGGAUUAGUAGAAUCAAGCCUGAGGUUGGGGACAACUGGAGGUUGAAGGUCAGCAACCUGAAGAAAAUUCUGAAGGGCAUCCUAGACUAUAACCAAGAGGUCCUCGGCCAGCAGAUUAAUGACUUCGCGCUCCCUGAUGUUAAUCUUAUUGGGGAACACUCGAAUGCAGCAGAACUUGGGAGGAUGCUUCAGCUCAUACUGGGCUGUGCUGUCAGUUGUGAACAGAAACAAGAAUACAUCCAGACCAUAAUGAUGAUGGAGGAGUCAGUGCAGCAUGUUGUCAUGACAGCCAUUCAAGAGCUGAUGAGUAAAGAGACUCCAGUGACAGGAGGAAAUGACUCGUAUGUGGAUCUGGACAGACAGCUGAAGAAGACAGUGGAGGAGCUUAACGAUGCUUUGGCCACCAAGGAAGAGAUCGCUCAGAGGUGUCGCGAACUGGACAUGCAGGUUGCAGCUCUGCAGGAGGAGAAGGGUAGUUUACUAGCGGAGAAUCAGAUCCUAAUGGAGAGACUCAACCAGUCUGACUCUAUAGAGGAUGUCAACAGCCUCGCAGGUCGCAGACACCUUCAGCUGCAGACACAGCUGGACCAGCUGCAGGAAGAGACUUUUAGGUUGGAGGCCGCUAAAGAUGACUAUCGUAUACGCUGUGAGGAGCUGGAGAAGGAGCUGCUGGAUGUCAGAUCUCAGAACGAGGAGCUCACAUCACUGGCUGAUGAGGCACAGUCUCUCAAAGACGAGAUGGACGUCCUCAGGCAUUCUUCAGACAAAGUGUCCAAACUGGAGGGUAUGGUGGAAUACUAUAAGAAAAAAUUGGAGGACCUGGGAGUUCUCCGGAAACAGGUGAAACUUCUGGAGGAGAAGAAUACCUUGUACAUGCAGAACACUGUAAGUCUAGAAGAGGAUCUACGUAAGGCGAAUGCCACUAAGGGCCAACUUGAGACAUACAAGAGACAGGUUGUUGAACUUCAGAACAGAGUGUCUGAAGAGUCUAAAAAGGCCGACAAGAUGGAGUUUGAAUACAAACGCCUCAAAGAGAAAGUAGAGUCUCUACAGAAAGAAAAAGAUCGUAUGAGGACAGAGAGAGACUCUCUAAAGGAGACCAUUGAGGAGCUGCAUUGUGUCCAGGCACAGGAAGGACGGCUCACUUCAGGUUUGUUUCCAGCGAUUGGCAACGAGGGCUCUGAUUCGCUGGCUGCGGAGAUUGUCACUCCAGAGAUUCGAGAACAUUUGAUCCGUCUUCAGCAUGAAAACAAGAUGUUGAAGCUGGCCCAGGAGGGAUCCGACAAUGAGAAGAUUGCACUGCUGCAGAGUCUUUUGGAGGAUGCCAACCGCAGAAAGAAUGAACUGGAGACGGAAAACAGGUUAAUAAACCAGCGUCUGAUGGAGGGGCAGAGUCAGGUAGAGGAACUACAGAAGAGCCUUCAAGAGGAGGGCUCCAAAGCAGAUGAUUCAGCCGUCCUAAAGAAGAAAUAUGGCGAGCACAUGGAGAAGCUGCGCGAAUUGAACGAUGAGCUGCUGAAGAAAAACGCCAUCAUUGAUGACAUGGAGCCCAAAUACACCACCAGCUCCCAACGAGUGGAUGAACUGGAAGAGGCGUUGAAGAAGAAAGACGAUGACAUGAAACAGAUGGAGGAGAGAUAUAAGAAAUAUCUGGAGAAGGCCAAGAGUGUGAUUCGGACGCUGGACCCCAAACAGAACCAGGGCCCAUCUCCAGAGGUCCAGAUUCUAAAGAGCCAGCUGCAAGAAAAGGAAAUGAUGCUGCACUCUCUGGAGAAAGAGAUGGACAAGACAAAGAGUCAGAGGGACUAUGAGGAGAAACUGAUAGUGUCAGCCUGGUACAACAUGGGUAUGUCAAUGCAGAAGAAAGCAGCCGAGGACCGGCUGGCCAAUUCUGGUUCUGGUCAGUCCUUCUUGGCCCGGCAGAGACAGGCCACCAACACUCGCCGUAGUUACCCAGGCCAUGUCCAGCCAGCUACCGCAAGGUAGACCAAACCAGGGCAGACAACACUUCGCCAAACUACCUUACAACCUCCUUUAACCUACAUAGAUGUCCCAGGUUUUUUUGGAGUACACAAUUCCAAUUAAUAUCCAACGGAGCUUCCUGUUUUCCUGUCUUGCCCACUGAUUUCCUUUUUGUGUCUUCUUGAUCAGAUCCAUGAGGUAGAGAUGCUAGGCAAGACUGCCUAAACCCUGAACCCCCCUUUAAUUCUCGACUAAGCAACUCUGAACCCAGACUCCCUUGACGCCAGCCUCCAACCUGUCUCACACCCCAACUCAUAAACAGUUAAGACUCCUGCCCUACUUACUCCAACACUAGACGUGAACAAACUGUCUCGUCUCUGUCUCCUCCUCUGCGACAGGGUUUUGCUAAACUAUAUUUACGCUCCGCAGGUAAGCAGUCUGGACCCCCCCCCCUCCCCAAUCUGUGCUGAGCAACGUAGCUCUGCUGUCUGUUUUCUGUCCAUCUGUUGACAACAUACUUUCCUCCUCAUGGAGAGAAACCUCUCUCCCUGCUCAUGCAGUAUUUAUGCACAUUUGUACUUAUCGAAAUGGAGGUUCUGUUUUUGUUUUUGACUGGAGUGUGUUUUUAUUUUGCCUUGAUUUAUCUCUUGAAAUUAACGGAAGAUGUAGCUUUAAGCAAAUAACCACAAUUUUUCAGUAACAUUUUCCCUCGGAAGCCUCUUCAGUGUUUUGUAUACAAGUGGAUGAUAUUUUCAUAAGAUUCCUUACUUGCAGUGUCUUAAGUUAUUAUGUCUUCUACUGGGGAAGUAGGUCAGUGUUGCGGUAGCAAGAUGCUAUGUAGAGGUGUAUUGGAAGAUGUAAGUUUUUAAGACAAACCGGUGAUAAUUAAUAAUCACAUGGUCGGUGACAGGAAGUCAAAUCAGUUCGUCUAGACACAACGUUUAUUGAGAGAGACUGCAGGUACCCCCGCCCUUAUAAAUAACACAGCGGCAUAACGACCGAAAACAACGAUCGGUUUCAUAUGUAAAUUGCCGUGACCAUUAACUAGUGUUACAGUGGCCAUGUGUGCUGUUCACAGAGGAUCGGGGAAUGGUUGCAGUCACGGCAUUGUAAGAUGGCGACAGCUCGUAGAGAGGAGAAGGACAAAAGCUGCCUAAGCGUAAACUGUUUGUGAUUCUGUAUGUGGCGGGGGCGUCGGAAAAGUUCAGACGCAUAUUUUCCAAACACCGCGUCUCCGUUGCUUUCAGUCCCCAAAACACGCCGCGCCAGAAAUUUGGUCCACCCCGAGGAUCGAGUCCCUCUCAAUAAACGUGUCCAGAUGAACUGAUUCGACUUCCUGUGAUUUUCUUACCUGGAUUAUUGAGCUCGCAUGAAGACACAUGGUCAGCGUUUAGUUCGGGAUGAAAAUGAGUUCAGUGGUCUCUGAUGGGCUCGGGUGAUGGGAAAUCCCACAUUUGAAGCUCACCCCAACUUCUGUUGCGUUGGAAAACAACACUGAUAUUAUGGGAAACGAUUCAGCUCACUUCCUGGAAUUAUUGAAAUAACUAAAGUUACUUCAGAUGCUGUCUGAUUGAUUGCACAGUGUCGGGGGUGGGGGGGGGGGUUGUAGCACAGGUCAAGAUGUUGCAUAAUGUUAUAGGCUGGUCACUGUGUUGCAUGUAGGACCUUGUUGGGGGAGAAUGGGGAAAGUCUUCAGUAGGUUGAAAUGGCUGCGGCUUCUCCCAGUCUUGGUCUCAAACGACACCUUAUCUGCCGUUAGUGUUCAGUUGCCAUUUACCAGGCUGUGUGAUUUCUGUCUUCAUUGUUACACUGACUCGUUCCUCCAUACAAGUAUUCAGCAGCCCUUUGGAAAAGGUCAGUCUCCAUCAGUAGCAUGGACUCAAAGAGGGACGGGUAGGACUAAGAAGAACCAGCUUUGACAAAGUUGGUUUAAUCUUUUAAAGAACUAAUAGGUUUUUAGACACCUUUUUGUGUUUUGCACAUUUCUUGUUUCGUUGUGGUGAUGGACAGAGCUGAAUUGAGAGCAAUAUUUAAAAGAGAGUAGUUGUAAAGAGAUGAGCUGAAAUGUAAAAUUGGUCUAAGUUAAAAUGACAAGGCGCGUGUUACAGAUCCACGCACCCGGUCGAAGGGAGGAUCGAUGAAUUAGCAGUGCCUUUUAGACUCGGUGUAACUGAGAGCGAAGGUGGUUAUAAAGAGCGCACAUUUCCCCCGUCAUUCUUUGCUAUUUUAGAUUUUUUUAAAAAGUCCUGACCCUGACCGUAGGUUUCUUGACAAUUCUUUCGAUUCGGUGGGCUCAGCGAGGGCUUCUUUACCCUUAUAAUUCCUGUAUUUACCUGUUUUAUUGUGUAACCUUGUUAUAAUUCAUGCCUGGCGUUUUUUUUAUAUCAUUUGCUAUUAUUUAUUAUUCUUCUGACGCUUGUUCAGCACUUUGUAACAUUGUUUCGAGGUGCUGUGGAAGACAUGACUACCAGCUCUACUGUUACAUGUGCUACAGACUCUUCAAAGAGCCAGGAUACAAAGCUGUUACAUGUACUCUAGACUCUUCAAAGAGCCAGGACACAAUGCUGUUACAUGUCCUUCUUAUGCAAAAGAGGGUAAAUAUCAUAAUUGUCUCAUGUGGGGAAAGAAAAAAACAAUAAUGGAUUGAAUAGGAGAAGAUUAGCAUUGUUCACUCAAGUUUGAGUAUGAAAACGACACAGGGUUAAAUCCACCACCAGUCAGUCGUUCCAGGACUUGGAUGUAAUUCAUGUCCAUUCUGAGAACGACACCGUAAUCAGCAGCAAAUGAUGCAGUUACACAAUAGGCACUCCUCUGUUGCUGAAAAAUGAUGUGAAUGCACUCAUUAGCUUCUGUAGGUUAAAGAGAUUUUGCAGGGGCGUCCAGGUAGCGUGGCGGUCUAUUCCGUUGCCUACCAGCACGGGGGUCGCCAGCUUGAAUCCCUGUAUUACCUCCGGCUUGGUCGGGCAUCCCCACACACACAAUUGGCCGUGUCUGCGGGGGGAAGCUGGAUUCCUGGUCGCUGCAUUAGUGCCUCCUCUGGUCAGUCGGGGCUGCUGUUCGGGGGGGGGGGGACUGGGGGGAAUAGCAUGAUCCUCCCACGCGCUGCGUCCCUCCGGCGAAACUCCUCACUGUCAGGUGAAAAGAAACAUCUGGCGACUCCACAUGUAUGGGAGGAGGCACGUGGUAGUCUGCAGCCCUCCCUGGACCGGCAGAGGGGGUGGAGCAGCGACCGGGACGGCUCGGAAAAUAGCGUAAGUGACCACGUACAAUUGGGGAGAAAAGGGGGAGGGGGGGUCCAAAAACAAGGGACAUGCAGUAAUCUUGGUUCAAGGUUUUUGUAGUCAUGAGCACUAGACAGCAUGGAAGCAAAUGAAAUUCUUCGGCCUAGAGCUCAGCGCAGCACUGUGAUAAAAUAAACAGCUGGAACCAUGUAUGAUGUUUUGAGCCACCCACCCCCUUGGCACAGAGGAUCAUUCUCUGUAUCACAAAUGAUGAUACGAUGAUAUAGAUGUUUUGAACCAAAGCCUAAAUGUGCUCAGCAGGCUUCAGCCCCAGACCUCAAAUUACCAUCCCUGAAUCUGAAUACCGGCUCAGGAUCACAACAAUCAUGCUAGUGGUCGUAAUAACAAUGUGCGGUAUAUUGCUAACCUGCAGAAGCCAAAAUGAGUGCGUGAUAGUCCUUUAUGUUCCCUAGUGUUACUUGUGUCCCAGCAUGGGACAGUCAGUUGUGUAUUAUUAUAGAGGUCAAACGAACAACAGAAGGCUGUGAAGAGGUCAAGAUUUAUCACAACAUAUAACAGUUGCUGUAUUUUCUAUUGAUAGGAUACAUUUUUCUUCAAACAUUUAACUGAAGUAGUAAAUAACCUUUCCAUUUGCCAAGUUUUAUAUUGCUUGUAUACAAAUACUAAAUGUACAUAUUGUAUGUGAGAGACAGUGGUAGAGGACAUGUCUGGUCAUUUUAGAAGGUGGAAAACUCAUAAUUGAAGUUAGAUGGAUUUCAUAUAGCAUCUGUCCAUUGAGUACAUGUUGAUAAAAACGUGCUUCCUACACUGCAAAACCUGGAAAUUAUGUUGUAAAUAAAGCUUGUAUAAA
This is a messenger RNA of Lampris incognitus (smalleye Pacific opah), 6281 nucleotides long. RefSeq names its product hook microtubule-tethering protein 3 (gene hook3). Lineage: Eukaryota; Metazoa; Chordata; Actinopteri; Lampriformes; Lampridae. Gene Ontology annotation, cellular component: centrosome; cytoplasm. Gene Ontology annotation, molecular function: microtubule binding; dynein light intermediate chain binding. The transcript has 23 exons. The coding region runs from base 60 to 2213 and encodes 717 amino acids. Gene Ontology annotation, biological process: cytoplasmic microtubule organization; cytoskeleton-dependent intracellular transport. The record is from RefSeq and is a predicted model, not a curated record.